AAUACCAAUGCUGUUCCUUCAACUACAACUACAACUACCCAAAGUUCAAGUGCUUCAUCAUCUACAACACCUCCAAAGGGUUCAAAAGCUCCAAAGAGAAGCAGAAUAAAGAAAGUUGAUGGGAAAUGGAUCUUACCCCAAGUUACCAGAGAACAAUGUCAAGAAGCUAGAAAACUGUUGAAAACUCAAGGUAUGGAUAAAUUCUUGGAUUAUUACCUACCCGAUAAUCCAAGAGGUUCUGAUAUGUUGUACGUUGUUGUCAUAUUAGGGUUCUAUUCAAUCAAAUUUGAUGAUGAUAUUGAUGAUGAACAAAAUUUCAUGAAAAUUGUGAAAUUAUUACAAAGAGCCAUGAAUAGAGUUUUAUACAUGCGUACAAGACUUGAUGAUAUUUAUACAGUGGAACAUGCAUUACAACAGAUUGAAAAAGCCAGUAAAAUAUUGGUUUUAACUGGGGCUGGUAUCUCUACAAGUUUAGGUAUUCCAGAUUUCAGAUCUUCAAAAGGUAUUUAUUCCCAAGUUAAACAUUUAGGUUUAUCUGAUCCUCAAGAAGUUUUCGAUUUGGAAACUUUUAGAGAAGAUCCAACUAUUUUCUAUAGUGUUGCUCAUAUGAUCUUACCACCAUUAGGGUCUUAUACACCAUUGCAUGCAUUCAUUAAACUUUUAGAAGAUAAAGGCAAGCUAUUGAGAAAUUAUACACAAAAUAUUGAUAAUUUGGAAGCUAAUGUUGGUAUUUCAAAAGAAAAAACUAUUCAAUGUCAUGGUUCAUUUGCUGCUGCUACUUGUCAAACUUGUCGUUGGAAAAUUGAUGGAUCUAAGAUUUUCAAAUAUAUUAAAGAAUUGGAAUUACCAGUGUGUCCAAAUUGUUACAAGGAAAGAGAAAAAAGAUUCAAUAGAGAUGAAAACUAUUAUCCAAGAUCUUAUGGUGUUAUGAAGCCUGAUAUUACUUUUUUCGGUGAAGAUCUACCAAAGAAAUUUCACGAUUCCAUCAAAUUAGAUGUCCAAGAAUGUGAUUUAUUAAUUUGUAUUGGUACCUCUUUAAAAGUUGCACCUGUUAGUGAGAUUGUCAAUAUGGUGCCUGCUGAAGUUCCACAAAUAUUAAUCAAUAAAGAUCUGGUUGAGCAUGCCGAAUUUGAUGUCUCUUUGUUAGGUUAUUGUGAUAAUGUGGCUGCUUAUUUAUCAAAUAAAUUAGGAUGGAAAUUGAACCAUCCUGAUUAUGAA
Hansenula anomala is the source of this 1218-nucleotide messenger RNA. RefSeq names its product histone deacetylase HST1 (gene HST1). The annotation marks the transcript as partial. Gene Ontology annotation, molecular function: NAD+ binding. The transcript has a single exon. Lineage: Eukaryota; Fungi; Ascomycota; Saccharomycetes; Phaffomycetales; Wickerhamomycetaceae. The record is from RefSeq and is a predicted model, not a curated record.